Molecule: messenger RNA, 4007 nt
Organism: Panonychus citri (citrus red mite)
Lineage: Eukaryota; Metazoa; Arthropoda; Arachnida; Trombidiformes; Tetranychidae
Product: nonsense-mediated mRNA decay factor SMG8-like
Exons: 7
Coding region: 227-3298 (1023 amino acids)
Biological process (GO): nuclear-transcribed mRNA catabolic process, nonsense-mediated decay
Source: RefSeq, a predicted model, not a curated record
GCGAACUGAGAAUCAACUGUUUCAAUCAUUUUGAUUUUUUCUCUUACUUUUAAUUCAAUUGUUUGUCUUUUUUUAAAUUGUUAAUUCAAUUAAUUACUUUGUGAUAGAUUAAAUCUUACAUUUGAUUGUUAACCUAAUUUAAUUGUUCUUAGGUUGGUAUAUAUCGGUUAAUCUCUCUUUUGUUGGACACUUUGGGCUUUUCUUUUCGUCUCUUCUUGGUCUGUUAAUGGCACCCGAUUUUAUUUCCAAAUCAUCAGGACUCAAUGGAGAUGUUAAUUGUAAAUUUAGUUUAACCAGUUUAGAUAGUCUAAGGUUUGUUGUUAAAGUAACACUUUAUUUUUCUAGAGAUACUUUCCAAUUUCUAUCAACCAAUUAUCCAAACUUUCGAAAGGAUAAAGUAUGUGUCAUCUCAAUUAUUGGUAAAUCAUCUGUCGGAGCUCGAGCUUGUAAAUCAACGUUAAUUGACGAUUGUCUUGGGAAGAAUGUCUUUAGAGGAAAAUUUUGUGAUAAUAAGCAAUUAAUUGAUGAAUCGACUUGUCAUGUUGAAGGAUAUUUUGACUCACGAAAUCGGGUCAUCUUUUUACACCUAAUCUCACCUUUGGAUACCGAUGUUAUCGUUCAUAUAGCCAAUAAAUUGGAUCAUGAAUUUGCUUCAAAGGGAAUUUUUCAAAAUUUCACUGAUUUUACUUUUAAAACAGCAAAGAUUUUACUCUUUCUGUUUAUCAUUUCCCAUAUUGUUGUGAUCGUUAAUCCAACCCCACACUUUGAUCUCAAUUACCUUCAAUUAUUUCGAUUACUGGACAUUACUCGAAUUAAAACAUCACCGUUAGUCUCAGAGAUUCUUCGUGAUUUUCCCAAUAUUUCCGAUGAUUGGGUCUUCAGUGGUCGUCCCUGUUCACCUCGUGUACUUUUCGUAUUUGAAGCUUAUAGAAAUUCACCAAUUAUCGCAAAUAAUAAACGAAUCUAUGAGCAACACUUAGAAGAUCAAAUUUACCGUUUCUUGCGGAAAAGUCGCAUCAUAACCAAUAUUUGUGCCAACUCGUUAUUCGCCAUUUGUAAUCAAUCGGAUUUUGUUUACAUUUCAACCCAAGAUCCAACAAUCAGAGAUUCUCAUGAAUUUUUACAAUCUCUUAUGAUUAAAUUGUGCUCCCAAAAGCAAAUCAAUGACAUCGAUGAAGAAUCUAAUGGUGGUAAAACAUUUUAUCAAUUUCUUUGGUCUCACAUUUCAACUGCAUUGACUAAGGGAUUUGACGAUAAUGUUGGUCGGCACAAUGCGGUUACCGUUUUCGAGCUUCCGGUUGUGGAAGAUUUUUUUCUUGUCACUGAAAAGUUACAUCAAUUAUUCUUCAAUUUGGAUGAUGAUCCAUACAAGGAUUCGCUGCCAUUGCUUAAUCAGAUGAGAAAUUCACUUGACAUUGAUACUCGAUUUUCUGAGGGUCGAUGUUCAAAGGUAUUACCAAUCGCUUUCAGCAUCUAUCAGGAAGGUUUACCUUCUCAUUAUACAUCAGAUUUUCAUGUUCGUAAAGUGGCCCAAGCGAUGCACUUUUUCACAGUUCAAUCUCGAGGUCCUGCUUUGUACAAUUAUUUACGACAAUUAAAGGAAGAAUGUGAUAACUUCUGGAAUAAUGGGCGACAAAUGUGCGAAGUAAUCAGUUUAACUGGGAACAAUUGUAUUAAUCCAGUUCAUCGGACCAAACCGGAAGAUGAUGACCAUUAUGAUGAUUUACUUUCCAAAACUGAUCCAAAUUAUCCAAUUAUGCCUCAUUGUAGUGGUGUUAAAAUUACCUCAGCUUGUGACUGUGGUCGACGUCAGGCCAAUCGGGAAGAUCCGUUUACCGUUAAAUCAGCAAAUCAUGAUUUCUACAAUACUUUCUCUGGUAAAUGUAAUUGUCACCAUUUGGAGCGUGUUGAGUUUCCCGUUUUCCAGCCAAGUACAGCCGACAUUAGACCUGCUAAAUUGAACCGUUUCUUUGAUCGUUACGAUGAUGCUGAACUUGAUUCGAGUGGUACUGAACCUGAAAGUCAACCUGGAACCGAACAAGCCUCUUUAACUGAUCUCUCUCAGGCAAUGGCUGGUGAACAAAGUUUAGAACCAUUUAGACGAACCGGUGCUUCCGGCAAAGAAACGGGACAAAGUGGAGAUAAAUCAGUUGACCCGAUGAGAAUUGGUGAUCUUAAAGAAACCGUAAAAGGCCAAGAAUCACCUUGUCCAGAAACACCGAAAAAACUGCUGACCACCAAUGACGAGAAAACAAAAUCAAAUUCAAUUAAAAGCGGAGGAUCAGCUGUUGAUGAUUACGAUGAUGUAGAUAAUUGUAAGAAUAACAGUCAACUGACCAAAAGUGAUACCCUUAAUCAUAAUGUUGCGAAUGGAGGUGUUGCUGAAGCAAAUGAUAAUAAUAAUACUGGGGACGAUGAAGAAGAUGACGGAGAAGAAGAUGAUGAUGAUGAUGAUGAUGAAAUUGGUGAAGGAGUUGAUAAAAGCCGAGAUAUCCAAUUAAUUAUCCGAGAAUAUAAUCGAUCACCACAUUCAUCGAUAUUUAAUCAACACUCGACAAUUGAAUAUCUUCCCGGGAUGUUACAUUCACAAUCCCCUCCCGGUUUGUUACCAAAAUUUUCAUCCUGGUCUUUGGUUUGCUUAGGAUCAUCAAGCCUCUACUCCCACAACAUGGGAGUUCAAGAUCAACCGGGCUUCAUUUCGGGGACCAAUUUCCUGCUUCCAUGGGAUGUCACCGUUAAACUUGAACAUUCAGGUCAACUUCCGCCUCUAUGGGAAGGUAAAAGGCCUCCAGGAAUUAAGAAUAAAAAAACUUUGAAAGAUGGAACUCAAUUUACUGUUAAAAUUUUUAUCGGAGUGGAAUAUGAAUGCCCCAGGGGCCAUCGAUUCAUGUCAUCAAAACCAGCGAGUGUGCUGAAAGCCACUAAGGGAAUUGUUAAGGAAAAUGCUAAUUUAAUUGCUUCCAAUGAUAUGCCAGUUUUUAUUCCUUGUGUUUGCAGUCGAUCUGGUAAACUAUUGUAUGGACAAUUAAUGAGGCUUCAUGUCGUUACACCAAAAGCUCCAGUCCAUGUGACUCUUAAUCCUCGAGUUCAACCAGCACCGAAUCCUUGUCCAAUAUUUUCACCAGGCAACUUGGAACCUGUUAAAUUAUCACAAUCAGCUUAUUGGAUUUUAAGAUUACCAUUUGUUUACCAAGGUGAUCAUGGUGUUUAUAUGCCAUAUAAGGAUCGACUUGAUUCCUGUCGAUUACUUAAAGAUACCUAUGGUAUAUCGGAUUACGUUUCAAAGCCAAAAAAAUGAACUUAAUUAACGAUUAUCAAAAAGGAUACUAAUAAUUAUGAUGAUUUAAUGGCAAGAAGAUGAAAUCUUACUACUCUCACUCUCUCUCUCACUUUCUUCAUCACUCUUCCUAUCCAUCAAAAAGAGGUGUGUUGAAAAUUGGAAACCUUUCAAUCAAAAGGAUGGAUAUGAUUUAAUCGAGGAUAAAUCAUAGAAAAAGAAUAAUUUUCCAUAAAAAAAUCAUCACCUGUUGUGAUGUUACAAAUUGUCUUUGAUUAGUUACAAUUAACCUUAAGGUUGUCAAUCUUUACCUGAAUUUGGUUGGUAUUAUCAAUUAAUGAUUCGUAAAGAAAAACUAAACUAGACUUGUAAUUAUUGAUAAAGACAAUUUGUUAAUCACUUUUAAAACUCUGGUUUUACCAAGAAAAGCAAACAAACACAAAUACAGAAACAAUUUGGUUAAUUGUUGAUCCAUUGUGUUUACAUGAUUAUAUGAACAAGCAAAUUGAAAAUCGCUCAACUUGUAAAAACUAAUUAACGUUAAUUACCCAUUGAUUGUUAUCUAAUUUGACCCAAAGAGCGAACAGAUUAAUCUUAAUUGUUAAAAGGGAAAAAAAUUACAACUACUAAUAUACUAAAGGAUAAUUAACAAUUAACAGUUUAAUCUUAUCACCAUCUAAAGAUUAUCCUAUUGUCUUAAACAUAUUAAAUAAUCUUCUCAAUUUGAUAA